Molecule: messenger RNA, 1409 nt
Organism: Thalassophryne amazonica
Lineage: Eukaryota; Metazoa; Chordata; Actinopteri; Batrachoidiformes; Batrachoididae
Product: transmembrane protein 236
Exons: 4
Coding region: 255-1334 (359 amino acids)
Source: RefSeq, a predicted model, not a curated record
UUUUGAAACAGACAUGUUUUGUUGAUGGAACUCUGAAGUUGAUCAGCUGUCGCCUCUGUGCUGUUUUCUCCUUGUUGGGUGUGCUUGUCUUUGUAAACUCAUAAAAACUUGAGCGUGACCACCUCAUUACCUCUGCAAUAAAAGAGGACAGUCUGCAGUCUCCGUGUGCAGAGUCCACCGGCUCUACGAGUUCUUUCAUAUGAGAUGAUUGUGCCUGUCUUAAGAUUCUGAACAGAAGUCGCCCUACAGGAACCAUGCCUUCGAGGAAGACUAUCAAACUCGUUGUAUAUGAGGUGCUGGAGUUUGCAGCCCUCAGCAUUCCCAUCUUUGUCAUCACGGAGAAGUUUGCCCGCCUGGUUUCUGAUGUGGAAAGAUGGGAUGAAAUAUCGUAUUGGCUGGUGGUGGCAGCCUCUAUUGCUUACGUAACCUCUGUGGCCCUCCUGGUAUGGUUGCCGCUCAAAUAUCUCAAGAAGCGGUACAGGUCCAUCACGGAGACCGCACAGUGGAGACCAAUAGCUUUGGCGUACCUCGUCCUGUGCACGCUGCCCUGCUUUGCUGUUUUAAUAGCCAGUUCCAAGGUGCAGGUAGACGGAGGACAGCGGAUUGACCAGUUCACAGAGCUGCCAGUUUCAUUAGUGCUGUUCUGUCUCAUCUGUGUGGACGUCAUCGAGAGGAUUCGCUCGUGCAGCCUCACUGGACAUUAUGGUCUGGAUUCUGACUUUGAUAUGUCGGGCCCCGUCCUCACCCACCUGGGACAUGUGAACACGGUAUCAGGCUUGCAGCACCCUGACGGAGGCCAGAACGGGAUGCCUCAUGGCUGUCCAGAGACCAGAAAUGGAGUCACCUCAGGGAGGCUACAGGAUGCAAACAGAUCAUCCAACCACUUGACGUACAGCUCCCGGGUACCUGACACCGCCUACCUGUACUCCUCACGUUCACAUUCCCACUCUGGACGUCUGAGCUUUCUAUGGAAGAAGGACAGCCGGGCAGAGAUGUUUGUGGAUAGUUUUCUGUUCUGGUUCGACACAGUGGAGAUGGUGAGAGUGGUGGGUGAGCCUUCAGUCUUCUAUUCAGCCUGGGUGUUGCCUGUCUACAUUUUAGCCUUCCUGUCCGCUAUUCGGGUGGCUAUCGCUCCUCAGAGUCGCUUAUUGUCCAUCGCUAGCGUCGUUCUGCAGGACUUUCCUUUCUUUAUCUUUCGAGUUGUUCUGAUUGCUGUUUUUGGUUAUGUAACACCGGUGUUAUAUGCACUGAAAAAUGUACUAGUGAGCCUGAGUUUGAUCUAUUUUACAUUCCUGACCAAGCUGAAGCCUUUCAGAAGGGAGUGCAUGUUUUAAAGGUGGUUCUGCGUAUUUACAAGCACCUGCAAACAUGCAGCUGCUUCUACCGAGUGAGCAACAGCAAAUCAACAU